AUAGGCAAAUUGCAACUACCUGUGCAGUAGAAGUGUACGUCGCUAAAUAUUUGAGUCUCAGGAUGGACAGCUGUCAACAUAUCACCCGAAUCCGUCCAUCGAAACAGCAUUCUGUUCUUUUCCCCCAGAAAUGGCGCUGCUCAAUAUGUGGUACUACAGAAAGUGUCUAUGCUUGCCUCAGUUGUUCUCACGUGGCUUGUGGAAGAUUUAAUGAAGAACAUUCUCUUCAACAUUACAGAGAUACAAAGCAUCCAAUAGCCAUAGAAAUAAAUAAUAAGUUUGUAUAUUGCUAUGAUUGUGAUGACUAUGUGCUCAAUGAUAACCCAUCAGGAGACAUUCAGCAACUGAGGACAGCUCUCAGUGCUAUAGCCACACAGUCAUUCCAGGAAGUAGAUCCUCGGGCUAGACCCCUCCUCCGCUCAAUCUCUGUCCACGAGGAUAGUUCUGCAGCUAACAUAAUAGAAGAUAAACUCCGAACUGCAGAUGCUUGUAGAAGGACAUUUUUGCUCAGAAAAGCAUUCCAAGGAUGGAGAACAUUCGUAGAAGAAAAGCAGUCAGAGGCUCAAGGGAAGAAGAGGAAGUUAUCUCCCCUGGCAGAGGACAGCACUCAUUCUUCCACAUCAGUCAAGAGACCAGCCAUUAUACCAGGUGUGACGGGUCUGAGGAACCUAGGAAACACGUGCUACAUGAACUCCAUACUCCAAGUCCUCAGCCACCUGGAGACAUUUAGAACAUUUUUCCUGAAGUUGGUUCCAGAGUCAGGGCUGUCACCAUGGAGACGCUCAUCCACCAGAACGGCGUGUUCCACAGCCAGCUGUGUCAGUAGCAGGAAUCUCACCAGGCAAACCACUAUGGAGUUAUUUUUGCACUUAUCAGAACCUGAGGACCCAAAGCAAAAAGGCAAAGGUGGCAAGGGUAUGCAGAAGCAAGGUGUGAAGAGCUCAGGAUCAGGGCUGAGUGGUGGUGGUGGAACUGGUGCAGACACACUGUCAUGUCGUGAUGAAGAAGUGGAUGGCUCUGACAAUGGGUUUGUCUCUCUCAGCCUGGAGUUACAUGCUCUGUUCAGAGUGCUCUGGUCAGGCAAAUGGGCUCAAGUCAGUCCUCAUGCCUUCUUACAUGCAGUAUGGAAAUCCCUCCCAGCCUUCAAAGGAUAUUCUCAACAAGAUGCACAGGAAUUUCUUUGUGAACUUUUGGAGAAAGUUCAGGAGGAGCUUAAAAGUGAAGGUUUGCGUGAUUUAGCCCUGAAUGCUGGCAUGAGUGAUGUUGUGUCUUUAGUAUUCCAAGGAGAAUUGGCCAGUCAGGUGACAUGCCUGAUGUGUGAUUAUCACUCUAGAACUGUAGAGCCAUUCACAGACCUGUCCUUGGAAUUCCCAGAACGGUACCAGGUGUCUGAUGUGGACUGGUCCAAGCCCAGGGGACCAUGUUACCUCACAGAGAUGCUGGAAACAUUUACUGAAGUUGAAGUGCUGGAUGGUGAAAUAUAUGCCUGUGAGCAGUGCAAUAAAAAACGCAGAAAUGCCUCUAAGAAGCCAGUUGUAUUAACAGAUGCCAAGAAACAACUGCUUGUUAGUCAUUUGCCACAAGUUCUCAGGCUUCAUCUUAAACGAUUCAGGUGGUCAGGCAGGUACCACAGAGAGAAGAUCUGCUCGCAUGUGAGCUUUGAGCGUAUCUUAGACAUGGAGCCGUACUGCGAUGAGUCUUUGCACAACAGUCCCUGUGUCUACCAUCUAUCAGGGGUUGUGGUACACCAUGGCGUUGGGUUUGGCUGUGGUCAUUACACAGCUUACAUCUGGAGUGAGGGUGCAGAUUCAUGGGUUUGGUGCAAUGAUGCAAAACAGGAGCUGUGUUCAUGGGAGAAAGUGUGUGCAGCACAGGCUUACAUUCUGUUUUACACCAUGGAUCAGUGUGGUGGUAAAGCAUCACCUCGUGCCAGCCAACAGUCUGCUCUCAGUACUCUACCUCUGAUGGAUGACGUCUACAGCCUCACAUCACAGUCUUCCAGGGAACAGUCCACGAACUCGCUCAUUCCAACCAUACGGAAACCUCUCAGAUAAUGUUCAGCUCUAUCUCCUGUGAUACAGUCAUCAUUUUCUGUCUAUAUUCCAUCCAUUAAUCAG
Molecule: messenger RNA, 2117 nt
Organism: Liolophura sinensis
Lineage: Eukaryota; Metazoa; Mollusca; Polyplacophora; Chitonida; Chitonidae
Product: ubiquitin carboxyl-terminal hydrolase 44-like
Exons: 17
Coding region: 63-2054 (663 amino acids)
Biological process (GO): protein deubiquitination
Molecular function (GO): zinc ion binding; cysteine-type deubiquitinase activity
Source: RefSeq, a predicted model, not a curated record